This is a messenger RNA of Ostrea edulis (European flat oyster), 880 nucleotides long. RefSeq lists its product as uncharacterized. The transcript has 2 exons. The coding region runs from base 212 to 796 and encodes 194 amino acids. The record is from RefSeq and is a predicted model, not a curated record. NCBI's taxonomy places the organism in Eukaryota, Metazoa, Mollusca, Bivalvia, Ostreida, Ostreidae.
UAAAACCAGUAAUGGAAUUAACUUAAUACUGUAUCCAGUAUGUUUAUUCUUAAUUAUACCAUGCAUAGGACUUGUUAAUUAAUUCAAUAUUUUGUGAGGCGAAUCCAGCAAGGAUCAUUUUAUGUGUGAACAACUGAAGUACCACAAUGUAUGAACAUACAUGUAUUUACUUUUGUCUUUUUAGGACAUUGAACGACUUUCUAAAAUUGGUAUGAGUGUACAUCCACAAACACUAAGGAACAAGUUAGAAUCAUGGUAUGACCUUUUAGACAGACAACUACUCCAGAUAAAGAAUGGUUGGUCGAGGGGAUUACCAACAGCUAAAUAUCAACUUGUGGGAGACAACUGGGACCGCAAUAUAGUUCCGUCCUAUCGUACAACACAGCAGAAAACAAUUUCAACUCACUUGUUUAAUGUCAUAGGAGUUGUUGACCGUGUGGUACCUCAGCAGGUAGUUGAUGACCAGUACAUGUACAUAUUAGAUGUAGAUGACCUUGAGACAACAGACUUCAUCCCAAGUGAGGAGGAGCGGAACCUUCUUGAGAACGAGUUAAGGCUACCAUGCGUAUCUUCUCGCAACGUCCUUCAUUUUCACCACUCCUACAGGUUUGAAUAUUUGAGGGAUGAUUUUAAAAGAUCAUCAGAUCUUCAGAAGAGUUUGACAUGUAAAACCAUGGCAGUUCGCAAGAUGUGCAUUUUGAUUCUGGUGUUGAACUAUGAUGAGAUAAGAACUACCGAAUACAUUGUUAAUAACAUACACCUAUCUAUAGAACUUAUAUCCUCCUUCCAUAUGUGAAUCAAAAGUUGAUCUACCUCACCAAUGGAAGACAUCCAUGUCAAUUGAAAUUAGACCUACAAACAGAGCUAUUUGGAAGUGUUG